AUGGAGAGAAGGGAAGAUAAAACGCUCAGAUACUCUCCGAGGGAUCCUGAUUCCCUGCUUGUGGAACGAUAUAGGCUCAGCAGAGGAGAAGCAUUUUAUCAGUUUUUCUCGGCAGGACUAUCAUUCAUCUCUUUAUCGCUAAUUUUGGUGCCUUCGGCACUAAUGUUUUAUCUCUUGGCUAAAAGACCUCCAAAGGGUCCAGAGAAAAAGAAGCUGCCAAGAAUCCUAGAGUUUAGCUCCUUAAACACUUUAUUGGAGGCUGAAAAGCCAACAAUCAUAUUCUAUCACACAGAAUUAUCGCUAAAGACAAAAGUAUAUCGCCUAGUUUUGUCUGAAAUUUUGCACUUGUACGGAAAAGAUAUCGAUAUCGUUGAAACCAAAGUUGAUGUGUCAAAGGAAUCAGCAUUAGGAUCAGAGGUAAAGGCAUCAGGAGGAUUCUUGUUCCACUUGUUGAUUCCUGGGAAAGAACCCAUGGUUGCAAAUUUGGAUAACUUUGCCAGCGUAUCUUCGUUCAUUGAGCAAAUUUUGAGUCUCUUGGCUCAGUUUGGAAUAAAAGUUACCGGAAAGUCCCUGAGAAAACUCGAUUUGAAGGUGUCUAUUCUACAAAAGUGCUUAGCUCUGGAUGACCCCGUUUUACACAAGGAACUGGAGACUAGAGAUGAUAUUGAUGAUAUGAUUUCUCAGUGCAACAGAAUGGAAUAUUCUGACGAUAGAAAUACCUCUAGAUGA
This is a messenger RNA of Theileria equi strain WA, 729 nucleotides long. RefSeq lists its product as hypothetical. The transcript has 4 exons. The coding region runs from base 1 to 729 and encodes 242 amino acids. The record is from RefSeq and is a predicted model, not a curated record. Lineage: Eukaryota; Apicomplexa; Aconoidasida; Piroplasmida; Theileriidae.